Erpetoichthys calabaricus (reedfish) is the source of this 1440-nucleotide messenger RNA. RefSeq names its product endothelin 1 (gene edn1). Lineage: Eukaryota; Metazoa; Chordata; Cladistia; Polypteriformes; Polypteridae. Gene Ontology annotation, molecular function: endothelin A receptor binding; hormone activity; endothelin B receptor binding. The coding region runs from base 236 to 832 and encodes 198 amino acids. Gene Ontology annotation, cellular component: extracellular region. The record is from RefSeq and is a predicted model, not a curated record. Gene Ontology annotation, biological process: regulation of vasoconstriction; vein smooth muscle contraction; regulation of systemic arterial blood pressure by endothelin. The transcript is spliced from 5 exons.
CUUAUCUAAGCCAGCAGCACGUUGCUUGUCGCUGACUAAUAACAAAUAUCAUUGUCUUACAGCUAACAGGGGAACAAAGCUGUUUACACGCGCGCGUCCCGUCCCAUAUAAAAGGGCUCAGCGCUGACAGGGAGCCAGAGAGCCAAAAGCUCCUGAGGUGAAGCCAGCAUUACUGCGCGCACUCGCCCCGUCACAAGAUCACCUGUACGUCUUGGAGCUUUUAUUUGAUCAUAAAAUGGAAGUAUUCUUUUGUCUUUCCUUGGUAUUUGCGACCUCAUCCCUUCAGGAAGCAGUGGCUGCAGUUAUCUCCACCCGUGUCCCUCAGGAAACCCCUGUCCACCUGCAGAGGUCCAAACGCUGCUCGUGUUCUUCGCUACUAGACAAGGAGUGUGUUUACUUCUGCCAUUUGGACAUCAUCUGGGUCAACACGCCUGAACACACUGUCUCAUACGGACUUGGCAGUCCUCCAAGAAACAAGCGCUCUCUGCACAGAUUUGCUGCGGACAAGCUCGAAUCAAGAUGCCUGUGUGCUAACCCGGCAGACCGACGGUGUUCAAGUUUUUGUCAGCCUCCUCAGCAGUUCAGGAUACCGGCGUCACCAGACGACAUGACAGAUAUGUCUAGAGAACAAGCAGGCAGCACAGGAAAGCAGCAUAAAUACAGAUCUUCAGCUGGCUUCAGCAAAAACACAAGCUUUAAAUCUAGAAGUCACUCCAGUCCUUCCACAAAUGUCACAAACAGCACACUGAAAGUGCGCCUGCUGCUGGAAAAGUGGCGGAGAAAUCAGCGCAACCGAUCAAAAAUGAGGGAAAGUUUAUUAGCAGCCUCUUAAACGGAGUGUGGCACCCCAGGAUUUGGCCUCAGGCUUCACCCAAAGUAGUGCUGCAGGCUGCUGUGGACUUCUCUGUUGGAAGGGGCAUUGACAUCUUUUCUUUUUUGCUGUGGUUCAUAGCCAUGGAGAUGUGCAACUGGUGGAUAUCACAUAUUCAUGCUGCACGUUGGGAAUAUGUUGGAGUGCUCCAAAGGACAAGGGGGUCGGGGGACAGCACUUUUUAUAGCUUAAACACUAAGUGAGAAGCGGGCAGCUGCUUGAGGAGAAAGAAAAUGAAAUUGAGUCAAAAAGAUGAAUUCAGCUUUUAUGAUGCACUCUGGGACCCUGGCUUAGCUGAGCUUGUAAACGGCUGCAGCUAUUGGGAUGGAGGCACUCGGCUGAUGGUGCACAAGGUGAAGAACCCCCUUGGAAACAUUAUUGUUGUCUUGUUAUAUAUAUAAGCAUAUAUAAACAUAUAUAUAUUAAGAUAACACAUCUACCUCUUUAGCACUUAUCUACGUCUAAGUGCCUUUGAUAGCCUUAAGGUUUCUGUAGCUUGGCCAUCUGCCUAGUCCUUUGCUGAAUUGCAAGACAAUGGAUUUAUCCAACGAUGGCAUAGGAAAACAAAA